Messenger RNA from Epinephelus lanceolatus (giant grouper), 4116 nucleotides. RefSeq names its product peptidylprolyl isomerase G (cyclophilin G) (gene ppig). The record is from RefSeq and is a predicted model, not a curated record. Gene Ontology annotation, biological process: protein peptidyl-prolyl isomerization; protein folding. Lineage: Eukaryota; Metazoa; Chordata; Actinopteri; Perciformes; Serranidae. Gene Ontology annotation, molecular function: peptidyl-prolyl cis-trans isomerase activity; cyclosporin A binding. Gene Ontology annotation, cellular component: mitochondrion; cytoplasm.
UGACGUCCCUGCCGCGCCAUCUUUAGAAAACAGUGAGCCCAACACUGAAUGAAACUUAAUUUUCGUCGUUUGCGAGAGCUGCCUGCUGUAUGGAGUGAUAUCCUUGUGUUUCCAGGUGUUUGAUCAGUGAAAGUGAUCAUGGGGAUCAAGACUCCGCGCACUCGGUGCUUUCUUGACAUUGGCAUCAGUAAUGUGCUCGUCGGCAGAGUUGUGGUUGAAUUGUUUUCAGACAUCUGUCCCAAAACAUGUGAAAACUUCAGAUGCCUCUGCACAGGUGAAAAAGGCAUUGGUAAAGGAACUAUGAAACCUCUGCACUACAAAGGAUGUCUGUUCCAUCGCGUUGUGAAAGACUUCAUGAUUCAAGGAGGAGACUUCAGCGAAGGUAAUGGAAGAGGAGGAGAAUCCAUCUAUGGAGGCUUUUUUGAAGAUGAGAGCUUCGCCAUUAAACACAACAAGGAAUACCUGCUGUCUAUGGCCAAUCGGGGCAAAGAUACAAAUGGAUCACAGUUUUUCAUAACAACAAAACCUUCCCCACAUUUGGAUGGUGUCCAUGUGGUUUUUGGUCAUGUGAUUUCUGGCCAAGAAGUUGUUCAAGCCAUGGAGAACCAGAAAACAGAUCCUAAUAGCAGACCGUAUGCUGACGUCAAAGUUUUGAACUGUGGAGAGCUUGUCCCUAAAUCUAAAGCAAAGAAAGAUGAAAAAAAGAAAGACCGAGCCUCACCCAGUUCCAGCAGCAGCUCCAGCGACUCCAAGAGCUCAUCAGACUCCUCUGACUCUGAAGAAUCAGAGAAGGAAUCUAAGAAGAAGAAAAAGAAGGCGAAAAAGCUAAAAAAGAAACAGAAGAAGAAGGAGAAGAAAAAGUCAGAGGCUGAAAGUGCUGAGGAGAAAGAACAAGAAGAGCUGGUUACAUCUACUGUACGUCCUGAAGAAAUUCCACCCAUCCCAGAGAAUCGAUUCCUCAUGAGGAGGAGUCCGCAGGUGGGCCAGAAGCCAAAAGAAGAAGGUGAAAAAAAUCCGUCAAAUAAGGAGGAAAGGCCACGAGAGAGCACUGGCAUAUCAUAUAAUUCUCAGUCAUCAUAUCACAGAAGACUGGUGAUGACACGAUCUGGGAGAAAGAUUAAAGGCAGGGGUCCAAGGCGCUAUCGGACUCCGUCACGCUCUCGUUCAAGGUCCAGAGAUCGUUUUCGUCGCAGUGAAACUCCUCCUCACUGGCGUCAGGAGAUACACCGUCAGAGGAUGAGGGCAGUCACCGGAGAGCGGUGGAUAAAGGGUGACAAAGGCGACAUGAAUGAUGCCAAGGAUGAGGCAGCUAAAGCUCCAAGAAGAGAGAGACGGACCUCCGACACAAAGCAGGACCACACAGCUGAGGGUAAAAAAGACAAGAAAACUCGGUCACACAGAUCCAAAAGCAAAGAAGAGGACACUGCUGAGAAGGAUGACAAGCAUAGCAAACACAAGGCUAAGAAAAGAGAUAAAUCUCGAAGCCGCAGUAAAAGCAGAGAAAAGAGUAGGAGGUCAAAAAGCAGAGAGAAGGCUCACAAGCACAAAAGUGAUGAUAGAAGAGGUCGCUCAAGGAGCAAGGACCGAAAUGCUAAUAAGAAAGAGAGGGAGUCAGAGUCUAAUCACAGUAAAGAUAGAAAUAAGGGCCAUGAGUCUGAUAAAAAGCAUAAAGAGGAUACCAAAGGAAGGAAUGGUGAGAGAACUAGGACAAAGUCACGAAGCAAGGAAAGACCAACUACAAAAGAUGGGCACAGAUCAAGUAGCAGGAACAAGGAUAGGAGCGGACCUGUGGUGUCCAAAGACAAAGAAGAAAAACGAGAAAAAGACAAAGAGAGGGGCAGAGAACGUAGCAGGAGUCAGGACAGACGACACAACAGUGAAAGGGAUAAUAAGAAGCGAGGAACAUCCAGGGAUAAAGAACGUCGAACAAGAAGUCCAGACAGAAAGAAGCCUAGAGACUCUGGCAGAGGCAGGCGCUCCAGAAGCAGGAGUAAUAAGAGGGACCACAGCAAAGAUCGGUCCUCUCAUAGGAAGGACAAAGACAGAGAAUCUGACAACCACAGGAGAAGACAUAGCAGCAGUUCUGAGAGCGAUAGAGAUGCGAAAAGGAAGACUCAAAAGAGUUCAGAGUCCAAACGAAGAGAAUCAAAUAGUACCUCCAGAUCCAAAGACAGAAGAAGCCCGGCCAAACCAAGACCAGAUAGUACAAAGGGCAAAGACAGAAAUGACAGCAAGAGGAAAAAAUCUAGCUCUAGCUCAGGCUCUGACAGUGACUGAUGAUAUUCUUAGGGAAUAGAUUGGGAGUUUUGAAGUCUACCCCUAUUUUAUACCCAUGACACGUGUAGUAUGCAGCAUCAGCUUUCCAUCUAGAGGGGGAUGCGUUCACUUUCCUCAUUCAGUAUAGAAAAACCUACUCCACAGUUCAGCCAAAGAGAGCAUGAGUGUACAAAAGUCUGUCCAAACUAAUUUCUUAAACUGUUAAAGGGAUAAAUAGAUACUCCAACUUCAUUACAAUACUCUGAAAAAUACUGAUAAUUGAUACCUUAGGUAUCAUAGGUACCAUAGAGAAAAAAUAAAUUGAGGGCAUAAAAUUUUAAAUUAUGUAUUAAAAGAAAAAUAUAACAAGGCAUAACAUAACUUAUCCUUUCUUGGUUAGCAGCAGAGAACAUCAGAAUGACUGUAGUAAACAAGUGCAGCUGUUACCAGUGUGUCGAUGCUGCGGAUAAGGACUAAUGACAGUUUCAAAUACAUGUUUUUUGAGAACAGUACAUUUGAUCGCCCCCAGUUUUGAAGAAGCAGGCAGGAAGACCACCACAGAAGCUAAGCAAUGUGGAUGGGAUGCACCAAAAAAGUAUUUCUGCCACCAAAAAAGUGGAUCUAAUUUUAAAUGUACGCUACAUUUAAUUUUCACUGCUUUACCUUUCUGUCAGGCAGUUAUAUCCAUCUAUGCUUUCUUCAAAGACACCAGACUCCUUUACAAAAACACUAAUUUACUCCCAGAACAAGAGAACUGAUGGCCUACAGUCUAAUCCUUUAAAACAUCAAAGUGAUUUGGGGUGUUUUAAAGGGUUAGUUCAGGUUUACCAGUAUCACAGUAACACAAACUAACCAAUCAAGGCAACAGUUGACCAGCAACUCCCAUGUUCUGUGAGGUAAAAUUACUUCUUACUUGGAGUUCCCCAUUGGAAAUGGCUGUCAGACAGAAAGGUAAAGCUAUGGAAAUAUUCUAAAUCUAGUUUACAAGGUGGCUAAAAUAUGUUUUGCUGCUGCCCAGCCUCAGUGUAUUACUUAACUUCUGUGGCUGUACUGCUGCCUGCUUCUCCAAACUGGUGGCGUGCCAACUGACAUCCACUGUAGGUAGUACACCUACUAUGGAAAGUACCUCAUCCAAACUAUCCCUUGAUGAACUGUGAAUACCGCUCAGACUUGCCAUGGCAGACUGUUAUGUGAGCUUUGGCUGAACUCUCGACUAAAUUUUGGCACUGAAUGGAAGUUCUGGAUUUGACCCUCAUUAAGUGCGUCACACUGCUGAUGGGUAGCUGAAGCUGCACGGCCAGUUUAGAGGACACUGAAAAAUAAAGUCAUCUACUGUUGGUACUGCAUCAGCAGUGAGUACCAGGUGUUCUUUUAAUUGUACAUGACCAGAGGAGGUCUUUUUGAAGGCUGUUUUUUUAUUUUGAAUUCUUUGGUAAAUUAUAUUUUGACUUUACAGUAGUUGAUAUUUCAACCUGAUUUUACUGUAACAGAGGGGACAUUUUCUCCUGAAAUCUGUUUAAGUUUGGCAAAUGACAUUUACUUGUCAAGUUAUUUUUACUACAACAAUCAAUCUGGAAGACAAAACCUUCAUUUCUUGCAUGCUUAUCCCCAUCAUUGUUACAUUAUGUACAUCAAUGACCUUUCUUUUGUACAUCCACGCCCUUGUACUGUAAUCCUAUUUGUUAACCAGUUUUGAGAUACCUCUGGUUUGUUUUUUGUUUUUGUUUUUUUGAAUGGAAAAAAAAUGUCAUGCUGUAAGUACAACAUAAAAUCAGUUUCUAUAAGUUUUGUUUUGUGCAAGUUGAUUUUAAGAACUCGACUGCCAUGUAGAACGAUUAAAAGGUUUCACUUUGAUUUUAA